Molecule: messenger RNA, 1715 nt
Organism: Hypoxylon fragiforme
Lineage: Eukaryota; Fungi; Ascomycota; Sordariomycetes; Xylariales; Hypoxylaceae
Product: Undecaprenyl diphosphate synthase
Exons: 3
Coding region: 328-1323 (331 amino acids)
Cellular component (GO): dehydrodolichyl diphosphate synthase complex; endoplasmic reticulum membrane
Molecular function (GO): ditrans,polycis-polyprenyl diphosphate synthase [(2E,6E)-farnesyl diphosphate specific] activity
Source: RefSeq, a predicted model, not a curated record
GCCCUGGCCUGUCGCCGCUUAUUUUUAUUACAUGUAACUAACUACAUACUCCAUACAUCUGAACAGCUACAUGUAAUCCAAGAAACAAAAUCAAUCCUAAUUCAUACCUUCCAAGCCUACUUCAUUGCGCGUCACAACGCGAGUUUCGUUUUUAAAAGUCGAGGCUAUGCAAACAGUCAUCACUUAAAUUCACCCUUUUACUUUUGUCCUUUAGUAUUCUAUUCUAUUCUAUUCCGAUUCCUAUUCUUAACUAUUUCCUAUUCUUUCUUCUUUUCGUUUCUUAGGCUGUUGCGUCCGUUCUGGCAACCGACAUCAAUUACGUCAACCAUGUCCUUCACCUCCAGGGAUACCAAGCUAUAUCGAGAAGAUGAGAAGGCCGGGCACAAAACCCUCGACGUGAAAGAACGAGAAAAGCUUGUCCGAAACUAUCUACCAGCUCCACCAAAACGCACCUCAAGUCGCAGUCAUAGUCGCAAGAGGAAGCAUGAAAAAUCCCAUUUUGGCAUUAGGAAAUUCCUUAGAUCCCAACUCUACCUUCUCCUGUACAUCUUCGUACACGCAAUCUUCUCCGUUUAUGUCCGAAUCCGCAUAGCCUAUCAUGCUGUGUCACUCCGAGUUCUCUCCAUACUCAAGUAUCACCACAACACUCCAGACUAUGUCCGAAGAGACGUCAGCACCCUGAAAAGACUACCUCGACAUGUCAGCAUAAUCUUGACCUUGGAGGAUGGUGGGAGAGCAGGAGAUGCAUUGGAGAAACUCGUCAAUGAAGCUUCUGAAGUAGCUGCAUGGUGCGCUUCCGCCGGCAUUCCUCGAUUAUCCAUAUACGAGAGGACAGGAGUGCUUAAGCGCUACAUGCCUCAGAUGCAUCGUGCCUUACUACAAAGACUCAAGGCUUGGUUUGGGAAAGGUCAAGCACCACCACUUUCCCUCUCUAGUCGCGGAGCGUCCACUAUUCACCCUUCCAACCGAGAAUACUUGCCUCACGACUACGUACCGUUGGACGUUGUACUCAUCUCGGAAGAAGAUGGCCGAGAGGCAAUGGUUGACCUUACCAGAGUUUUAGUUCAGAUGGUUCAGAAGGAGAAAAUAUCGGCCAAUGACAUCACAAUAGAUGUCCUAGACAAUGAACUAUCCGAGGCCGUCAUGCAGGAGCCGGAUCUACUCAUCUCGUUCGAGCCCUAUGUCGACUUGCAGGGAUAUCCACCGUGGCCGAUCCGCUUAACCGAGAUAUACUGCGCACCCGACAAUGAAGGCGUCGGAUACCAGGUAUUCCUACGAGGACUACGAAAGUACACGGAAGCAACGUUCAAGCUAGGAAAGUAAUCGGCUAGAGAGAUGAGCCUACAUAAUUUCUACAGAGUGCCCCUUAGCUUGCGAUUGCUGUAAUCAAUAGACGCUUGAUUGUCACAAUUGUAGGUCUUUCCCACUCUUUUCAUUGUAGUCCACAUUGUCGUGACGUUGAUAUAGCGGACCAUACGUAUACUCGGGCAUACGGUCAUAAAAACAAAAGGAUUCAGGUUAAUGUUAUGGGCUAGGCAUAUUGCCUAGUGUCUGGGAAGUGUGUAAACAGGGUAAUCUAGGGAUACAUAGUAUCUAGGUUUAAAAGGAAGAACUUCAUAUUAUCUACAUGUAUAUUGAUACCCAUAUAGGAGAAGAUUUAGAUUUCAGGAUCCAGGAUAGUAUAAAAAUGAUUAAUGUGCAUUUUAGUUAUCAGA